UUGGCCUGUGAAGCAAAAAUUGUAUCUUUAUAAUUUGUGUUGUACACUUUGUUUAAAACAAAUCCAAUAGGAUGGGUUUCUUAACAAUAUUAAAAAAAUUGCGUCAAAAGGAGAAGGAAAUGCGAAUUCUUAUGCUCGGUUUAGACAAUGCUGGGAAAACGACAAUCCUGAAGCGUUUCAACGGGGAGCCGAUUGAUACCAUUUCGCCCACACUGGGCUUCAACAUCAAGACGCUGGAGCACAGAGGAUUCAAACUUAACAUUUGGGAUGUUGGUGGACAGAAAUCUUUGAGAUCAUACUGGAAGAACUACUUCGAGAGCACAGAUGGUGUGGCGUGGGUGGUGGACAGCGCGGAUGCACGGCGGCUGGCUGACUGCGCCCGCGAGCUGCGCGCGCUGCUGCGCGAAGAGCGCCUAGCCGGAGCCACGCUACUUGUGCUUGCCAACAAAGCUGACCUGCCGGGUGCAUUAUCACUGCAGGAAAUUAGAGAAGCUCUAGAACUAGACAGCAUAAAGACACACCAUUGGCGCAUUGUGCGGUGCUCUGCCGUCACAGGAGAGAAUCUGCUUGAGGGCAUGGACUGGAUGCUUGAUGACAUUGCAUCACGAAUAUUCACCCUUGACUGAUCAUCACUGAUACUACAUACCACAAAUGGAAUCGUAACCCAGUACUCGCAGCUUGUGUGAGAAGGUGAAGUCGUGAACUGCUGACAGUGAAAUUUAUUAAUUCUUUAAUUUGUUUCUUCCUUUCAAUUGCUUAUAUUAUUAUUUUGUACUCAUUUUGAUGAGUCAUAAGAGUAUUUAAAGUUUUUAACUUGGGUACCUUAUUGCAAUGCAAUCUAUAGAAUUCUUUUGUAAGACAAAUGAAACUGUGAUGUAUAUUCAAGAUAAAUUA
Hyposmocoma kahamanoa is the source of this 894-nucleotide messenger RNA. RefSeq names its product ADP-ribosylation factor-like protein 2 (gene Arl2). Gene Ontology annotation, biological process: protein folding. Lineage: Eukaryota; Metazoa; Arthropoda; Insecta; Lepidoptera; Cosmopterigidae. The transcript is spliced from 4 exons. Gene Ontology annotation, molecular function: GTP binding; GTPase activity. The coding region runs from base 72 to 626 and encodes 184 amino acids. The record is from RefSeq and is a predicted model, not a curated record. Gene Ontology annotation, cellular component: cytoplasm; microtubule cytoskeleton.